This is a messenger RNA of Cannabis sativa, 726 nucleotides long. RefSeq lists its product as uncharacterized. The transcript has a single exon. Gene Ontology annotation, molecular function: zinc ion binding; nucleic acid binding. The record is from RefSeq and is a predicted model, not a curated record. Bases 1 to 726 code for a protein of 241 amino acids. Lineage: Eukaryota; Viridiplantae; Streptophyta; Magnoliopsida; Rosales; Cannabaceae.
AUGGUGAUGUCCUGGUUGGUCAAUUAUGUUUCACCUGAAAUAGCUCAAAGUAUUAUGUACUUUGAUCAAGCCACUGAUAUGUGGCAAGACCUAGCUGAAAGGUUCAAUAAGGGCAGUGGACCCCAUAUUUUCCAACUCCAUACCCAGCUAACUCGUCUCCAACAACGUGACCAUUCCGUCACCUCUUAUUUCACGAAACUCAAAUCCCUAUGGGAUGAGCUGAAAGAAUUUCAGCCUAAUACUACAUGUUCUUGUGGUGGAAUGAAGCAAUUUCUUGAUUACUAUAAUCAAAACAAAGUCUUGGAAUUCCUCACUGGUCUAAACGAAUCCUAUGCUUCGGUUCGCGCCCAAAUAUUGAUAAAUGAACCAAUAUCGAACCUAUCUCGGGUCCUUGCUAUGAUAGUUCAAGAAGAACGUCAACACACUCUCGGAUCUUCGGACAACCCACCCCUUGCCUCUUCAGUUUGCCCACCAUCUACAAAUCCCCCUAGAAACAAAAAACCCCGUCCUUCUUGUUCUCAUUGUGGCAAACUAGGCCACCUUGUGGAUAAAUGCUUUUUCAUCCAUGGUUUGCCACCUGGUUAUGGAGACAAAAAAAAGGCGGAUAAAGGCAAGGCUCAAGCCAAUCACACUUCCUCUAAACAUUCUGCAGAUCACACAACAGCCCCCAAUAUCCCUGCUGAUCUUACAUCACAAUGUCAACAGUUAAUUUCCCUCCUCAGCUAG